Molecule: messenger RNA, 1624 nt
Organism: Pomacea canaliculata
Lineage: Eukaryota; Metazoa; Mollusca; Gastropoda; Architaenioglossa; Ampullariidae
Product: multiple coagulation factor deficiency protein 2-like
Exons: 5
Coding region: 176-787 (203 amino acids)
Molecular function (GO): calcium ion binding
Source: RefSeq, a predicted model, not a curated record
CCAACCCCUUCACCCCCAACUGUCUUGCCACGACACGGUCCCGCACACGCUGGUCCUUUGGACUUUCCCGUCAGCCUCUCUCACCUGCUGCAGGUAAGACGUCUGUCAGUGAGUCACGUGGGACUUUGGUCUGCUGCGUAUCAACGACUCCGGCGACCUGUGACCUCACCGCUUCAUGCUGCUGACGAUGGUGACUAAAGUGGGUUCCUCGGUUGCUUGCUGCGCCCUAUUGCUGAUCAUGACCUCUUGGAAGGUGAAAGGUCAUGCGGGUCAUCACAGCGAAAAUAUGCAGCAGCCACCUACAAGCUUUCACGAUCCAAACGUGGUCGGAAAUCAAGAGCACCUCAGAGAACACUUGAAAAAUGAGAUCAACAUCAACAAGGACCUGUCACCAGAAGAGAUGGAGUUCCACUAUUUCCGGCUGCACGACAGCAACAACGACACCUUGCUGGACGGCCAGGAGAUCAUGAAGGCCUUGACCCACAUGAUGCAGCCGCCGGAACUGAUGCCGUUUGAGAUGCAGGGCAAGACGGCCCCCGACAUCGCCAAGCUGAAGAAGGAGAGGUACCUGCAGUUUAUGCAGGGCAUUGUGCAGGUCGUGGACAAGGUUUUGGAGACGGAUGACGUGGACAAAGACGGGUACUUGACGUACCCCGAGUACAUUGUCGCCAGGCGGCGCGACGCCAAGCAGAUGUUGAAGAUGCAGCAGGAGAUGCUGCGCCAGGCCGAGGCGUACCGCCAGCAGCAGGCGGAGUUGGCCAACAAACCCAAGGAGGCGCUGCUGUAGUCGCAGGCUGCACCAUCGUGACGUAGCCAUCUGUCGCCGCCUACAUUUGUCAGGGGACACAAUCACUCCCUUCCUUCUCUUGUGCUGACGCCGACACCCAGCGCAUAUAAAUAAUGAACUUUAAGAUAAAUCGGAAACAAAACUGAUGUUUUCUCUCCAUAGUCACCUGUCACACACACUACAAACUCAUCUGUACGCACAAGUCGUGCGAUCAUGAAGUCAUUGUCAACGAUGUAGCUAUUUAGUUAUUUAUUUAUAAAUUUCAUUUGUAAUUUCCACACUUAUUUUACAACUUAUGUUACUUCAUUUCAAACAAAUGGGGAAAAAACCUAAUUCGACUUUCUGAAGUAGAAGUAGAUAGGAGUGUUUAUUCCAACGGUUUUAGUGGGCUUUUUUAACAGAAAUUGUUUCAAGAAUUUUUUAACGGUCUUGUUUGAUGGAAAUCCACACCGGAAGAUGCUUUGGAGUUCUCGGAGGAGAUGCAAACUGAGUCUUGAUCUUUUUGAGUGACUUCGUGAAACAAAACUAUUUUAUUUACUCUUUGCACUAGUUAAUCCUCAGUAAUUGCUGAUAGUACAAAGAAUUUAUUAGUGUUUGAUGAAAAUCCAAACCUAAAGAAGCAUCGGCGGCUUCUCAGAGCAAAGGAGAACAAUCGAGUGUCUAGACCUUUCUGAAUGUCAUAAAAACAUUGGUUAGUUCUUUGCUAUGCUAGUCUGGGUUCAAGUCUUAAUUAACCUCAUUAACGCUGAUUGAAUGUGGAGUCUGGCGCUGCUGCAUGUGUUUACCUGUCUCGUGACUGGCGUACAACUGUGGAAAUAAAUCUUGUCAGACAAGGAA